Molecule: messenger RNA, 2609 nt
Organism: Oncorhynchus gorbuscha (pink salmon)
Lineage: Eukaryota; Metazoa; Chordata; Actinopteri; Salmoniformes; Salmonidae
Gene: acbd4
Product: acyl-CoA binding domain containing 4
Exons: 10
Coding region: 85-1737 (550 amino acids)
Biological process (GO): fatty acid metabolic process; autophagy of peroxisome
Molecular function (GO): fatty-acyl-CoA binding
Source: RefSeq, a predicted model, not a curated record
UGUUGGCGACUCAAUACUUAUCAAUGUUGUUUGUUAUUGUGUUUGAACCAGCAGCAGGCUUGCUAACUUACCAUAUCAGUCGUUAUGUCAUCGAAUUAUGUGCCUUUCCAGCUCGUUUCAGUCCUAUUGAUUCGUCGUUGGUUUGAGUUGGCGAAGGACAUCGUAGCAGUCCCUUGUCGCUGUCCCGGUUGGAUGCCACAGGGCUGUGCCCUCAUAGAGAGACGGCAGUUUGCAAUGCCAGUUCCGGUUAUGGCAGAGUCGGUGGACCACCAGAAACGCUUCCAGGCCGCUGUCGACGUCAUUCAAAACCUUCCCAAAAGUGGUGCCUACCGGCCCCCCUAUGAAGUGAUGCUGCGGUUCUACUGCCUGUACAAGCAGGCGGUGUGUGGACCCUGCACAGUGUCUCGACCAGGCUUCUGGGACCCAGUCGGUCGCUAUAAAUGGGAUGCCUGGAGUCGAUUAGGGGAGAUGAGCAGUGAGAGUGCCAUGGUGGCGUACGUGGAUGAGAUGAAGAAAGUGGCACAAGAGGUGAUUGACACAAUGCCCAUCAAUGAGAAGACUGCAUCACUGUUCCACCACUUUGAGCCCCUUUACGUGGUCAUCCACGACAUGCCCCGGCCACCAGACAAGCUGCUGCAUCUGAGAGAAGACUUUAAGGGCAUUGACAAGGCAGCCAGUCCAAAGGAGGUUGAACAAGAGAGGGCUAUCCAAGACGAACGUGUCCCAGAUAAGGACCCUGCACUAGAUGAAGAGCCUGCCCUGGAGCAGGUGCCUGUCCCAGGAGAAGAACCCGUCAAAGAGGAGGUACCUACUCUGGGAGAGGUGGCCCUCGCAGAGAAGGUGCCCGUCCCAGAAGAGGUGCCCAGUCAGACACAACAACAACCAGUCACCUUCACCAGUGAACCUCCGGGGCCAAAUGUACAAGUCUUCCUCUUUCCAGAGCCUGUUCCUGAGCUUGGUCUGUCUGAGGCCAUGGGGUCGUCUGAGGUGUUGUUGUUGACCAGCGACUCAGAGAGUGAGAUCUUCAUUGACUCUGUGGAUUCUGUGGAAAAGCUGGACAAUAUCAAGGUUGUCCCCAAGUCAAACGGCCUCCAUAACGGCCAUGCUUACUCAGAGCCCUCCUCAGUCCAAGCCAAUCACACAGAGACGGUCUGCCAGGCAACGCAGGUGGGGGCGGGGCAAGGUGGAGAGGGGGCGGGGGAUGGAGGGGGACCGCCCAUGAGGAGGAGUCGGGAUGCAGGAAGAGACGGGAUGAGGGACCACGGAUGGAGAGAACGUGAUGCAUGUGGCAUAUAUGCCAAUUACACAUAUGCACUAUGCCUAGGUGGUGUUCCCCAGGGCAGCCCCAGGCGGGCGGGGAGAGAGGCCCUGGGGGCAGGGGGAGGGGCUGGCCGAGGGGGAGGAGACGGCUCAGAGGGAGGGGCUGAGAGGCUGCAGGACAUCCAGGUGCAGCAGCAGAUCCUGCUGGCCCUACGGAGGCUCAGGGAGGACAUGCAGAGCGUCAUGGAGAGACUGGAGGCAGUGGAGAGACUAGCCGCAGCACAGGCCCAGAAUUCAGACUGGAGACCAUGUCUUCAGUGUGCUGCCUCAGCUGCCCAAUCAGAGGAGGAGAGUUGGUGGCCGUUCCCUGAAGUAUCAGGACGGACGAUGCUGCUUCUGCUGCUGUGGCCCCUGGUGGCUCAGGGCAUAGUCUUUCUAUUGCGGAAGGGCCAAAAGAAGGCCCGUAUCUCUACUUGAAGCCAACGGACCACAAAGUAGUCCCAUAUCCCCCCCUUAGGAAUCCAUUGGAGGAAGAAGUAUUUCUUUUUUAUUUCAAUAGGACUCUAUGGGACAACGGAGGUCGUUAGCAGAUCUGUUUUUGGUGUCUUGCAAACUCCUAUGGUCAUUGGUGUGACAAUGACCAUAGGAGACAGCACAAACAUAUAUGGGACAAUGGAGGUUGUGUAUUUCCACAUGAAUCCACUGGAAGAAGUUGUUGGCAGUCCUAUAGGACAUUAUUGGAGGAGAAAGUCUCUCACUCUCUUCAGUACUGUUAUGUACAUUGCUCAAGUAUUGGGAGAAACGUGAACAUGUUUAAAUGAAAAAUGUAUCACAUGCUGUGCUGUUCUUUUAACCUUCAGGUUGAAGGACCUGGUCCCGUAUUCACAAAGAGUACUGACAUAAGAUCAGUUUGCCUUUUAGAUCAUAGUGGAAGGAGGUCAUCAUAAUGAUUUGAGAUCAGACGCUGCUAUUCUUGAGACACUUUGAAUACGGGACCCUGAUCCACUUCUAUUCCUUGUCCCCUCAAUAACACUAAUAAAUCAUGAUUUAAUUUAUAGCUAUUUCAUCUUAAAUCACAGAAUUGUUUUCAAAUAAAUAAUUGGGAUGAAUAAGCACUUUUCCCAGAUUAUAUUUGAUCCAAUGAUUUCAGUGGGACACAGAAUUGGAAAUGAGUGCACUGGCAAUUGCUCCAGAAUGUACACAAGAGAUAGACAAUGUUCAGUUGAUAUGUAAGGAGAAAUUAUUCUACUUAGUCAAUGGUUGAAAGAUAAUAAUUUUUCAAGCUAUUGUUAUAUGAACAGCCUUUGUUGGGUUAAUGAUUUCAAAUAAAUAUGGUCGGAAAAUGUGAA